Messenger RNA from Peronospora belbahrii, 381 nucleotides. NCBI's taxonomy places the organism in Eukaryota, Oomycota, Peronosporomycetes, Peronosporales, Peronosporaceae. The record is from the annotation of a GenBank genome assembly.
AUGAUGUCCGCCUCUAGUGGGAAAUUGGGUCAACUCGAGCUUUCAAGACUGCAUAAACGACGACGGAUCAUCGAUUUUGCACCAGUGGCAAGCGCAGAAGCAUUUUGGUCGGAGGAAAUUCAGACUCAAGCCAAUGCCAUCAGCGAUGAGGCUGUAUUUGACGCAUUUAUUACUCCGUUUUUCAGCAACGUGCUUCACAACUGCGCGGAACCCGUGCUGAAACAAGUUGAUGCUGAAGUUCUCACACGGUCCAUUCUUCGUGUCUUUCAAUCCGAUUUGUUGCACUCGACACUGAAUCAGUCGAUUGACAACUAUGGCAGAAGCGCUACGCAAGAAAACAUCAAUCAUUGGGCCGAUCAAGUUUAUCAAAACUUAGCAUAG